Rhododendron vialii is the source of this 2619-nucleotide messenger RNA. Its product is annotated as beta-amyrin synthase 1-like. Gene Ontology annotation, cellular component: lipid droplet. Gene Ontology annotation, molecular function: beta-amyrin synthase activity. The transcript has 16 exons. Bases 43 to 2325 code for a protein of 760 amino acids. Gene Ontology annotation, biological process: triterpenoid biosynthetic process. NCBI's taxonomy places the organism in Eukaryota, Viridiplantae, Streptophyta, Magnoliopsida, Ericales, Ericaceae. The record is from RefSeq and is a predicted model, not a curated record.
AGCUAUUGACAACAUCAAAAUAAUACUAGUACAUAGAAUAUAAUGUGGAGGCUAAAGGUGGCAGAAAGCGGAGGUCCUUAUGAGGCUUACCUAUACAGCACAAAUAAUUUUGAUGGGCGUCAAGUUUGGGAGUUUGAUCCGAGUUACGGUAGCCCUGAGGAGCGCGCACAAGUUGAAAUGGCUCGCCAAUUCUUCACUCUAAACCGCUCCAAAGUCAAGCCAUGUGCCGAUCUUCUUCUUCAAUUUGAGUUAUUGAAGGGGAAUAAUUUCCAACAAACUAUUCCAGCCGUUAAAGUCGGUGAAGAUGAAGAUGUAACCUAUGAGGCUGCCACUACCUCCUUAAAGAGGGCAUUACGCUUCUCCUGUGCCAUGCAGGCCAAAGAUGGCCACUGGCCUGCUGAGAUUGCUGGUCCCUUAUACUUUCUACCUCCCUUGGUCAUGUGUCUGUACAUUACUGGGCAUCUGGAUGAAACAUUUUCACCAGAACAUAAGAAGGAGAUUCUUCGAUAUAUAUACAACCAUCAAAAUGAAGAUGGAGGUUGGGGAUUUCACAUAGAGGGCCACAGCAUCAUGUUCUGUACCGUACUUAGCUACAUUUGCAUGCGUCUUAUGGGUGAGGGUCCAUUUGGCGGCCAGAACAAUGCUGUAGAAAGAGGUCGAACGUGGAUCCAUGAUCAUGGAGGUGUAGUUGCAAUACCCUCUUGGGGAAAGACAUGGCUUUCGAUAUUUGGUCUGUUUGAUUGGUUGGGCUGCAACCCCAUGCCACCAGAGUUUUGGGUCCUUCCUUCUUAUUUUCCUAUACAUCCAGCAAAAAUGUGGUGCUACUGUCGGUUGGUUUACAUGCCGAUGUCAUACCUAUAUGGUAAGCGGUUUGUUGGACCCAUCACAGAUCUUGUUGUGCAACUAAGAAAAGAGCUUCAUUCUCAACCUUAUGAUGAAAUUGAUUGGAAGAAAUACCGGCAUGUUUGUGCAAAGGAAGAUGUGUAUUACCCACACCCUAUGAUUCAAGAUUUUUUAUGGGAUACUCUUUACAUGUUUGAGCCAUUACUGACACGAUGGCCCUUCAACAAGUUGGUGAGAGAGAAAGCAAUCCAAGCGACAAUGGAACACAUUCAUUACGAAGAUGAAAAUAGUCGAUACAUCACCAUCGGAUGUGUUGAGAAGGUUCUUUGCAUGCUUUCUUGUUGGGUAGAAGAUCCUCAUGGUGAUUCUUUUAAGAAACAUCUUGCUAGGAUCCCAGAUUACAUGUGGAUUGCCGAAGAUGGAAUGAAGAUGCAGAGUUUCGGUAGUCAGCAAUGGGACACAGGUUUUGCAGUUCAGGCAGUUUUGGCUUGUAAUCUACUAGAGGAGUCAGGGGAUACUCUCAGAAAAGGGCAUGAUUUUAUAAAAAACUCACAGGUCAAGGACAACCCAUCUGGUGACUUCAAAAAAAUGUUCAGGCAUAUUUCUAAAGGAUCUUGGACUUUCUCUGAUCAAGACCAUGGUUGGCAAGUAUCGGACUGCACUGCAGAAGGGCUUAAGUGUUGUCUCAUGCUGUCACAACUACCACCAGAAAUCGUGGGUCCGAAACAUGAAGCAGAAAAAUUGUAUGAUGCCGUGAAUGUCAUCUUGUCUUUACAAAGUAAAAAUGGAGGUUUACCGGCGUGGGAGCCUGUAAAAGGAGCGGAUUGGCUAGAGCUUCUUAAUCCAACAGAGUUUUUUGCGGACAUUGUAGUAGAACGUGAGUACGUAGAAUGCACUGCGGCAGCAAUCCAGGCUUUCGUGCUAUUCAGGAAAUUAUAUCCUGGACACCGCCAAAAGGAGAUUGAUGCUUUCAUCUUAAAUGCAGUUCAUUUUCUUGAAGAUACGCAACUGGCAGAUGGCUCAUGGUAUGGUGUUUGGGGUGUUUGUUUCACUUAUGGAACUUGGUUUGCACUGGGAGGUUUAGCAGCAGCAGGGAAGACUUACUCCAAUUGUGCAGCUGUGCGUAAAGGUGUCCAAUUUUUGUUAUCUUCACAACGCCAUAACGGAGGCUGGGGAGAGAGCUACCUCUCUAGUCCCUUCAAGAAAUAUGUACCGCUGGAAAACGACCAAUCCAAUGUGGUGCAUACUUCAUGGGCCAUGAUAGGUCUAAUUUAUUCUGGUCAGGCUGAGAGAGACCCAAGACCUCUCCACCGUGCUGCCAAGUUGCUAAUCAAUUCACAAAUGGAAACUGGAGAAUUCCCUCAACAGGAAAUUACGGGAGUAUUCAAUAAGAACUGUAUGCUACACUAUGCAGCCUACAGGAAGAUAUAUCCGUUGUGGGCGCUUGCAGAGUACCGAAAUAAAGUCAAAUUACCUGCUUAAUUGAUCAAAGAUCAGGUUCAAGUGUCUCAGCUCAUUGCUCGUACUCUCCAUAAACAGAAUGCAUGUACCAUUUUGGAAGGUUUAGGUUGUUCUUCGGUGAUAUACUAUGUAAAUAAUGUAAUGGAGCACCAGCUAAUAAUCAGGAAGUUAAAUGUGCUCAUAAAGCUGAUUCUGAGGUCACGGAAUGAUAUGUUUUUCUUCCAUGGCCAUGGCUUACAAAUAUACGUGGACAAAAUUGUAUUAUUCAGUACAUACCUACUUUUGUGUUUAAUUUUCCAUAAUUUAUUUCCAAAA